AUGGUGUUCAUCAAGAACAAGAAAUCGCGAAGAAAAUCCUCCAAGGAGGCUUCACCUGAAGAGAAGGAUGACAAACCUCCCGAGAUCGACAAGCCCGAUCCAGAAUUAUAUCUGGCCAGGCUAGCAGCGAAAUUCGGAUUCGGGUCUGCGGACUUUUAUGACGUUUUUUCCCUCCCUACAACCAUCGAGGCUCCUGCAGCUCCUUUGCCCCUUAUAUUAAGGCUUACCGUACUAAAAAUUCAUAUUGAGGAGCAUCUCUGUUCCCUUUCGAUGUGAGGGGAAAACACGCCAAAGAUGCUUUUCAAAAUGAAUUGUUGUGAGCUCUAAUUUUUUUCAAAGGGGAGCCUCGAUGGUCAGUCUGAAUGGAAAAAACCACAAAUCCAUAACUUUGCGCAGGCAUCUGGUGGCGCGUCUCCCAAGUUCAGCUUCAGAACACUAGCACUGGAACGUGGUCGCGAUUUGUCUCCGGAAAAGAGGACAGAAGCAGGUCUCGAUCAACAACAUCCUGCUCAACAACAUCCUGGAGCUCCUCCACAUCAGCGACAGAGGCUGUUGUUUUAUGACGAAGGAGAAAGCAAAAAUGACGAUUUUUCCUCUGAUGAUCAGGUGUAUUUUUCAAAUAUGCGUAGUGGAGGACGAGGAGGAGGAACAGUUGGUGGGGAGGCUUCUAGAAGGAGCCCUUCAGCGAACCAGAGAGGCUCAUCCGCUAAUAAACACAACAAGGAGCAACAGAACGAAAGUAAGAAACAAGUACUGUUUCAACAAGCACGAGGACCUUCUAGUUCCACCAAUAAUACAGUACAGCUUUGAGUACCGCAGCAGGAGGACGACACGGAGAUCAAAAUCUCAUAGAUGUUUCAGAUUUCCCCAAAGAUUUGCGACAGCUUCUGCGUGGACUCAGAUGCGCAUCUAG
Amoebophrya sp. A25 is the source of this 913-nucleotide messenger RNA. The record is from the annotation of a GenBank genome assembly. NCBI's taxonomy places the organism in Eukaryota, Dinophyceae, Syndiniales, Amoebophryaceae.